AUGUCAUUGAAAAGAGUGCUGAUUGUUAAUAAAACGUUUCCCGCCGCAGGAAUCGAAAUGUUGAAACAAGAGUUGGAACCCGUCGUUUUACCUGUUCUGGAAUACGAGCCUGACUGUAUAACAAAAAUAAAAAACUCCAUAACACAGGGAUAUGAUGGCUUAAUUUGGAACACGAAACAUCGUUUAACGGGCGAAAUAUUGGAUUUAGCAGGACCUCGGCUUAAAGCUGUAACUACGACUGCAUCAGGUAUAGAUCACAUAGACACGGUCGAACUGAAGAAACGCGGUCUGGUUCUGGGGAACACCCUGCAGGUGUUGGACAAUGCUGUGGCCGACAUCGCGGUAGGACUCCUGAUCUGUGCCGCGAGAAGAUAUAAAGAAGGAGUUCGGGAGUUAGAAUCGGGCGAAUGGAAAUAUGGUGUGCAAUGGAGGCUCGGGCAGGACAUUGCGCACAGCACGGUGGGCGUGGUGGGGCUCGGCGGGAUUGGACAGGCGAUCAUUAAGAGAUUAAAAGGCUUUGACGUUGCCAAGUUUAUUUACAGCGGACGUACUGAUAAACCUGAAGCAAAAUCUUUGGGCGCAGAACGAGUACCACUAGAGACAUUACUAAAAGAAAGUGAUUUCGUCAUCCUCUGUUGUCCUUUAACAAAAGAUACCAAACAUUUAAUCAAUAAUGAAACUCUGAAAAUGAUGAAGAAAACGUCCGUCCUCGUUAACAUUGGGAGAGGAGACUUAAUAGACCAACGUGCACUUUACAACGCUCUAAAAGAAGGUCAAAUAUUCUCAGCUGGCCUCGACGUCACUACGCCGGAACCAAUCUCUAAAGAUGAUCCUAUUGUAGACUUGCCUAAUUGUUAUAUAAUACCACAUUUGGGCAGCGCUACAUACCAAACAAGAAACGCCAUGGCGAGAUUAUCCGCUGAAAACAUUUUACUGGCUUUAAAUGGAAAACGUAUGAAAUGCCCGAUCGACUUA
Molecule: messenger RNA, 975 nt
Organism: Brenthis ino (lesser marbled fritillary)
Lineage: Eukaryota; Metazoa; Arthropoda; Insecta; Lepidoptera; Nymphalidae
Source: the annotation of a GenBank genome assembly